Messenger RNA from Colletotrichum orchidophilum, 1896 nucleotides. RefSeq lists its product as uncharacterized. The transcript has 2 exons. Lineage: Eukaryota; Fungi; Ascomycota; Sordariomycetes; Glomerellales; Glomerellaceae. Bases 1 to 1896 code for a protein of 631 amino acids. The record is from RefSeq and is a predicted model, not a curated record.
AUGAGGAAACCAGUCGUGGGGCAAGAGAAUGCGGGGCCUUGCGUGGCUGAGGCCACGACUCUGGUGGACGUCGAAGACGUGCUGGUGCUACUGCUGCUCGAGCUGGAUGAGCUACUUGUUGACGUAGUAGUACGGGUAGAAGAUGAGCUCGAGCUUAAACUUGAGCUUGAAGUUGAGCUCGAAGUCGAUGUUGAGGUACUGCUAGGCCGUGACGUAGAUGAUGAUAAGCUUGAAGAAGAUGAGCUUGACAAUGUGGAGGAGAAAGUAGAACUGGUUGUUGUGCUUGUCGUCGCCGUCGUCGUGGAUGAGGAAGUGCUACUCGAGCUCGAGCUCGUUGAAGCUAGCGUAUUUGCCUGGACACUGACACUACUCGAUGGAAAAGAGCUGCUUGACGUAGAUGAAGACGUAGAAGACGACGUCCUCGUCAGCGUGGCGAAUGUAGAACCGCUCGACGACGCCACGAGCGUGUUGGGCACUGCGAUGACAGAUGAGCUUGAAGAGGAGCCUGAGGAGGAGCUUGAAGAUGAACUAGAGGACGAUGAAGAGAUCGCGGUUGUGCUCAAGGAAGAGCUGCUAGAUGUCGACGAAAGUGAAGACGAGGUUGAAGUCCUCGUGGCCGAUGUCGAUGAAGUCGUAGGAGCGCUGCUUGUAGUUGAAGCCAAGCUUGCGGGAUUGACGGUGACGCUCGGAGAUGUUGUGCUCGAGAGGAUACUGCUCGAGCUACUGGUACUCGUAGAUAUACUACUGCUCGUCGCGCUGGUGCUGCCACUAGUGCUUGUUGUCGAGGCAGUCAAGCUAGCGGGGUUAACUGUGAUAGCAGUAGACGAGGGCGAGCUCGUCGUUGAUAGGAGAGUAGCUGCAUUGACUGUUGCACUCGAAGAAGAGGAAGAAGAGCUGGGAGUAGAACUACUAGAGAGUUGGCCCGCACUAGUGCUGCUAACCGUGGAGAUCAGGCUCGAAGAGCUGAAAGCAGUAGGAGACGCUGAGCUGAUGCUUGUAGAUGAACUACUAGUUGUAGACACUAGGGAGGCUGCAUCAACUGUCGGGCUUGAAGAAGAAGAAGAAGAGCUAGUCAAGGAGCUGCUUGAGAAUCUGCUUGUCGAAGUGCUGCUAGUGGUGGAGAUUGAACUUGAUGAGCUGACUGUAGUGCUUGAAGACGAGCUGAUGGAAGAGCUACCACUUAUUGUGGGGGUAGUGUUUGAAGUUAGAGUAGCUGCAUUGACUGUUGAACUUGAAGACGAAGAAAUAGUGACAAGUGAGGAGCUGCUCGGAGAACUGCUUGACGAGCUACUCGGUGCACUCGACGAUGAGCUGGAAGUCGUUCUCGAAGACGAACUGGCCGAAAUACUGCUUGCAGACGUGCUGCUGCUUGUUGACAGAAGAGUGGCCGCAUUGACUGUUGGGCUGGUAGAAGACGUACUGGAGGGGAUAUUGCCAGUGGUCAAGCCGCUAGAAGUAGAGCCAAAAGUGGUUGAGGUGACUGUUGAGCUGGAAGAUGACGAGGAACCGCCGGCGGAACUACUCGAAGAUGACGCGGUCGUACUGCUGCUCGUGGGAAGCAACGUGGCAGCGUUGGCCGUUGGACUGACUGACGAUGAGGUGCUUGAGAUGGUCGAGGAGGAGCUGCUGGUUGUUGAAGUACUGCUGGAUGUAGAAGCAGAUGUGGCAGGGCUAGCAGAGGUGCUUGUAGAUGAUGAACUGCUCGAGGAGGCGAUGGAAGUCGUAGAGACCAAGGUAGCGGGGUUGACAGACACGCUAGCAGAGGAUGAGCCGACAGAUGACGGACUGAUUGAAGAGCUACUUGAAGAAGACGAAGUUUGUGUAGCGGAAAGAUUGGUUGCUGAGCUGGAUGAAGUUGUGACUGCACUAGAAACGCUAGAUGAACUCGAGCCCUGA